AUGAUUAGGACUUGGAUUGCCGUUUUAGCUGUUAUAGCAACUUGCUUGGCUGAUUUUCAAAGAGUGCCACUGUACCGCAUUCAGUCAGUCCGCAAGCAAUUACAUGAGGUGGGCACAGAGUUACAUGUGACGCGCGUCAAAUAUGCCGCGCGGGGUCCUGCUCCAGAGCCUCUGUCUAACUACUUGGAUGCGCAAUACUAUGGACCUAUUUCGAUCGGCAACCCACCCCAGACCUUUAAGGUCGUCUUCGACACGGGCUCCUCCAACCUUUGGGUGCCAUCUAAAAAGUGUCACUACACUAACAUCGCCUGUUUGCUCCACAACAAGUAUGACAGCAGCAAGUCGCAGAGCUACGUGAAGAACGGCACCGAGUUCGCCAUUCAGUACGGGUCGGGGUCGUUGUCCGGGUUCCUAUCGACGGACGACGUGUCAGUGGGCGGACUGACGGUGCGCCGCCAGACUUUCGCCGAGGCCAUGUCGGAGCCAGGGCUAGCCUUCGUCGCCGCUAAGUUCGAUGGCAUCCUCGGCAUGGCAUUCUCCAGCAUUGCCGUAGACGGAGUGACGCCCGUCUUUGACAACAUGGUGGCGCAAGGGCUCGUGGCUCCCAUCUUCUCCUUCUACCUGAACCGCGACGCGAGCGCGACGCAGGGCGGCGAGAUCAUUCUCGGCGGAUCUGACCCGGCGCACUACUCGGGCGGGUUCACACGCGUACCAUUGACGCGUGCCACCUACUGGCAAUUCCAGAUGGACGGACUCGAGGGCGGGAACGUGUCUCUGUGCAGCGGGGGCUGCCAGGCCAUCGCUGACACGGGCACCUCGUUGAUUGCCGGCCCGGCUCGCGAUGUGGAGGCCCUCAACCGAGCGCUCGGAGCCACGCCAAUUGCCUUCGGCCAGUUCGCCGUGGACUGCUCGCUCCUAUCACGCUUACCACCAGUCACGCUCUCCAUUGCCGGCGCUCGCUUCUCGCUUCAGCCUACGGACUAUAUCCUACGAGUGUCCCAAUUCGGUAAGACGGUGUGCCUUUCGGGCUUCAUGGGACUGGACAUCCCGCCACCCAAUGGACCGUUAUGGAUCUUGGGCGACGUGUUCAUCGGCCGCUAUUACACUGAAUUCGACAUGCAAAACAAAACCAUUGGCUUUGCACAGGCCAAGUAA
This is a messenger RNA of Pieris macdunnoughi, 1155 nucleotides long. The record is from the annotation of a GenBank genome assembly. NCBI's taxonomy places the organism in Eukaryota, Metazoa, Arthropoda, Insecta, Lepidoptera, Pieridae.